UGGAAUUGGAAAUUUUAAAUACAUGGUUGAAAUGUUUUGGAAGAAGCCCAGAGUAGGGAAGGAAAUUUAACACCAAAUACAGAGCAGCUUCUAGGAAAGAGCCUGGGCCCUGAGCAAAAUUCAUCACUGGGACAAAGACUGCUUUAUAGAGGUAGAAAUCAUAACUGAGUCCUGGGGGCUCCAUUCCCACCCAAACCACAAAAUUAUGGCCUUUAACACAUUUAAGCAAUCCCCACCCAAAUUCCACACCAAUUACAUGGGGGCCCAGCUCCAUAGCUCUCCUCUCUUCACCACCCCGCUGAAAAUACUUUAUUAAUGAAAGAGCAGCAUAAAGCCACUAGGCUUGAUCUACUCAGAAACAAUCCAAAGACAGCAGCCUGGCACCAACCACAAGUGAUACCCGACCCUCCUCCAGCAAGGACCUACUGAGGCUACGCUCCCCUCUAAUUACCAGGGUGCCUGGCUCAGGGCUUAGGCAGUUAUUUAGAGAAACAUUGCCUGCUCCAAGCACAGAUAUCCACGAGGCUGGGGCUGCAGCACUGUCUGCUCAAAGCCAGCUGCCUAAAGCUGUUAUCUCCUCAUUCUACUAACCUGGGACACCUUGGCCCACCUGAACACCUUAUCUCAUAGCAUCAUGUCUCUGGCACACACAGCUGCAGAGUAUAUGCUCUCUGAUGCCUUGCUGCCUGACCGAAAGGGCUCCCGCCUGAAAGGACUGCGCCUGGAACUGCCCAUGGACCAGAUGAUCAAGUUUGUUGCUGUGGGCUUCCCCUUAUUGCUGAUGUCUCUGGCUUUUGCCCAAGAGUUCUCCUCCGGGUCUCCAAUCAGCUGCUUUUCUCCAAGUAACUUCAGUGUCCGACAGGCUGCAUAUGUGGACAGUUCCUGUUGGGACUCCUUGGUUCACCAUGAACAGGAUGAGGCUGGCGGGUACAAGAUAAAAUCUCUCUGGCCCCACAAGGCCCUCCCCUACUCCCUUCUGGCCCUGGCCAUGGCCAUGUACCUGCCAGUACUGCUGUGGCAGUAUGCAGCUGUUCCAGCCCUCAGCUCAGAUCUGCUGUUCAUCAUCAGCGAACUAGACAAAUCCUAUAAUCGUUCCAUCCGCCUGGUGCAGCACAUGUUGAAGAUCCGGCAGAAGAGCUCUGACCCGCUUGUCUUCUGGGAUGAACUGGAAAAGGCCCGAAAAGAACGAUACUUUGAAUUCCCCCUACUAGAGCGGUACCUGGCAUGUAAGCAGCGCUCACAUUCACUAGUGGCCACCUACCUCCUGAGGAACUCCCUUUUGCUCCUCUUUACCUCAGCCACAUACCUGUACCUUGGCCACUUUCAUCUGGAUGUCUUCUUCCAAGAAGAAUUCAGCUGCUCCAUCAAGGCAGGGUUACUACAUGAUGAAACCCAUGUCCCUGACCUGAUUACAUGCAGGCUGACCUCCCUAUCCAUUUUUCAGAUUGUCAGCCUCUCCAGUGCAGCAAUAUACACCUUAUUGGUUCCUGUGAUAAUAUACAACUUCACACGGCUGUGUCAGUGGGACAAACGACUCCUAUCUGUAUAUGAGAUGCUCCCAGCUUUUGAUCUCCUCAGCAGAAAGAUGCUGGGAUGCCCAAUCAAUGACCUCAAUGUAAUUCUUCUUUUCCUCCGAGCCAACAUCUCUGAGCUCAUCUCUUUUAGCUGGUUGAGUGUCUUAUGUGUGUUGAAGGACACAACCAUCCAGAAGCAUAACAUUGACACAGUGGUCGAUUUCAUGACGUUACUGGCUGGCUUGGAACCCUCAAAACCCAAACAUCUCACCCAACAGAUGUGUGAUGAACAUCCAUAGUUAGUUUAUAAAGAAACCACGCAAUGAGAAAUUCUGUGGAAAGCAAAAGUCUUUCACCAUCUUUAAAAG
Messenger RNA from Urocitellus parryii (Arctic ground squirrel), 1882 nucleotides. It is a transcript of the gene Panx3, whose product is annotated as pannexin 3. Gene Ontology annotation, molecular function: wide pore channel activity. Gene Ontology annotation, biological process: positive regulation of interleukin-1 production; cell-cell signaling; monoatomic cation transport. NCBI's taxonomy places the organism in Eukaryota, Metazoa, Chordata, Mammalia, Rodentia, Sciuridae. Gene Ontology annotation, cellular component: plasma membrane. The record is from RefSeq and is a predicted model, not a curated record.